Pyricularia oryzae 70-15 is the source of this 1233-nucleotide messenger RNA. RefSeq lists its product as uncharacterized. Lineage: Eukaryota; Fungi; Ascomycota; Sordariomycetes; Magnaporthales; Pyriculariaceae. The transcript has 3 exons. Bases 1 to 1233 code for a protein of 410 amino acids. The record is from RefSeq and is a predicted model, not a curated record.
AUGUCCGUCGCCAAGGUAGCCGCUGCCGGUGCAGCCGAAUCGCGGACCGAUGCCGAUGACGAGGACCUGUUGCGGGCUUACCAGCUGGUGCAAGAGGCGAACCAAACCCGGGAUUGGGAAAGGAACCCUACGGUUGUGCGACAUGGUGACCCUAUCAUCCCAGUCCAGCAUCUCCCUUCGUCGCAAUCUCGGAAUAUGAGCGGCAUUAUCCCUAGAAGUGAAUUCAAAUCCCUGCUCAAACUCUCGCUUCAUUUCCAGCUUUAUCUAGCCGGGGAGCCUGUUGCAGACCAGAGCUUGGAUAUGGCAGUCGACAGCGUUCUUGGCGCCUUUUUGCCCGCCGAUGCCGACGAAAGUUCCGACAUCGAAUGGGAUGCGUUUGAAGCAGCGACGAAUGCAAUAGGGCCGAAUCUCUUCCUGAAUAUAGGAUACUUGGGCUCGCCCAUCGAAGAACCCAACGACUUGAAGCCGACUAAUCCUUUCAACGCAAAGGACAUGGCCCUUUGGGUAGAACAGACAUUCCUACCGCCAAAGCACACAAGCUUGCCAACAGGGGCUAUUCUGAACAGCGCCAGCCUGUCUCAGCUUUUGGCAAUUCUUCCUAGGAGCUUUGUAUUUACGCCAACCACCUCGGUUUCCAGCUUCCAAAACGGCGAGUUCAACAUUGGUGUACUCCACCAACACUUGACUUCCGGACAACGCCCAAUCAUCCUCCUGAUAUCAUCGGCGGGGUCUUCGGUACUGGCAGGCGCCGUCUUCCCGGCCGAGGAGUCGGAAAAUCACGAGGGUCUUGUAUGGCAGCUAGUACCGACGCUGAAAGUGGCCAGGUCGCAAGGCGAUGCUAUCCAGACCACACUGGACAGAUCGGCUUCACAAUUGACCGUUUCGAUCGGGGCCUCGCGAAUCUGCUUGUGGGAGGACGGCCGCGCUGAAAUUUGCGGGUUUGGAGGGCUGACGUUGCAAUUUUUGAUCGAGGCCAUGGAAGAACAUCCUCAUCGGCGAACGGACUACGGCCUGGCUGGGAUGGUGGAUUGGGUCGAGGCAGAGCUAGGGGAUUUUCGGCUACUCUCUUCCGCCUCCGUAUACGACCUGCAUUCCACUCGGACUUCAGUCGAGGAAGGCUACGGCAAUGCUGUCGUAGCAGUCUGGGAGGCGAUGGUGCGCUCCGUCGAAGAACUCCAUGAGCCACCUCUACGCGGCUCCCUGUGUGUCUUGUCCCAGUCCGGUCGCCCAUGA